Molecule: messenger RNA, 1807 nt
Organism: Schizophyllum commune H4-8
Lineage: Eukaryota; Fungi; Basidiomycota; Agaricomycetes; Agaricales; Schizophyllaceae
Exons: 3
Coding region: 144-1646 (500 amino acids)
Source: RefSeq, a predicted model, not a curated record
GCCCCUUUCUCUGGCGUUUCCACGACUGAGACCUUCGUUGCUCUGGAGCAGUUCCACCCCGACCCGUGCUUGACUCCGCUGCUCAUGUUCUGCGAGGGACAGUGAACGUGCAGCUGCCCGGUCCAGCUACUCCCUGCUCGACGAUGUUGCCCCCACAAGCUGUAGCGACCACCAGUCGCGAAUCAGGGAGUCCGGAGACACCAAAGAGAAUAGGGAGUAAACAUGCACGGCCCCCAUGGAAUCCCACAACGUCGUGUUCGCCGUCCUUCAAUCGCUAUGCGCUGCGCAUGCCUUCCAUGGAUGGGCAGUCGCGGGCUCGCAGGAUAUCCCUGGGACUAUCCCCCCAGCGUGCACCGCGAACCCAGGGUCGAUGGAGACUCCCUGUCGAGGUUCUGGAGCUAGUCCUGGACUUUGCACACGACGAUCGCCCGACACUCGGACGCCUUGGCUUGACAUGCCGCGCUCUCCUGAUCGGCAGUCGCUUCGACCUGUUCGAGACCCUAGUCACGGCACCUCGAAGGGAAAGCACAGCUCAACGAAUAUCCUUGAGGGCCCUCCUUGCCAGUCGCUACUGCACAUUCAAGCCCUUCGUGAAGCGGCUGCGAUUCAAGAAGCUCGAGGACGUCCCCACCGUGUCCAGCCUCGCCACACUUUUCCCCUACCUUGACGACCUCACCGAGGUCCGUACGCUCAUCUUCCCUCUCAUGGACGUCACUUCGGAGCACCUGAAGUCCGCCGGCUGGCAGGCGCUCGUCAGGUCGCGCCUGGUCACGCGGAUCACGAAGCUCAUCGUCGUUCGAGCAUCUACAAUGACCUUCGACGAGUUCGCUGGCGUCGUUGCGCUAUUCCCCAGCGUCCGCGAACUUGUGUGUGACCAGCUCGAGAUCGACGAAACAGAUGCUGCUCUGCCUGUGCCACCACCCAACCUGCGCACCGUGCAGCUCGGCGACCAUAUCCUUACGACGCCCGACCAUGGGAAGGCGAAGGCCUUCCUUCGUUGGCUGGCCCUCCGCGAACGCGAGGCGCCUCUCACGCUUACGAUUCACGCCGACAUUGAGGACGUUGAGUUUCUCCAAGAUUACACCUCCGCGGCACCUGCGGCGUUGCAGCGAGUGAAGGUUCAUUUGCAUGAUGCACGCGCAGCGCCACCGCCGGAUCUGCUUGAGAUCAUCCUCAGCAGCAACUACCUUGCCGGCUUCUCUACCCUCACGAACCUCACUGCAGUCGAUGUAGGACUUGGUGCCCUCUGGUUCCAAAAACUCCGCGGUCAGCUUACAUUCCACCCUGCCAUACUCUACAUGCCCCGCGUCUUGCGCGCCCUUCCGCCAAACCUCGAGCGCCUGUCCCUGGAUGUGUUCUCCCGGCGCGAGAUGGAGCUUCCGUUCUCUGUCAAGGACAUGGAGUUCGACCGUACCUGGGCAGCUAUCGACGCCAUAUUAGCUGGUGGGCACUUCCGCCGACUUCGUCAUGUACAAUUCGCCAUAUUCGUGGACGAGUACGACUUCAAGCUGAAGAACGACGCGCUGGAGGCGUUCUGCGUCGCUGUAUGCGGCAAGCUGCCAGGGUUUGUCGCGCGGGGUACGCUAUCAUUCAUCCGAAGACAAUGGGACUCGUAUAACGAUGUCAAUUGGCUCAUUCGGGAUUGAACUGGGUGCUAUACAUCUGUUGUUCAUCUGCAUCAUCUCAAGUACAUAUUUCGCAUAUCUGGACCCUUCACAUUAUUCCUGUAUCUAUAUUGCAUCAUCUGUACUAGUACUGCCAGUAUCUGUGCCUCUAAUUGUCUAUUGCCUGGAGCUUUUAUCCGUUG